AUGUCUCGGCGCCCACAGACAUGUGUCGAUUGCGCGAAAAGGAAGAUACGAUGCAAUAAGGUCAUUCCUUGUGAUGUUUGUGAGAAGAGGGGCACUGCUCACACAUGUCGGCGAGCUGAUGUGACCGAUACAAUCAACAAACGUACCCGGAAGUCUACUUCACCUGGUUUCUCAUCUAGUCCCGCACCAAGAGGGUCAACUGUGGAGCCUACUAUUAACGAGAGGCUCGUAAGCUUGGUCACCGCACUCUCUGGCAGAGUCCAGAGGCUUGAAGCGAAGAUCGAUGGAACUCAAGCAACUCAAGCAACCCAAGCAUGGGGGCCAUCUGAUUCGGAACAAUUAAUUGCUCUGAUGGACCAGCAUGUAGCCAAACGAGCAAGACUCCAUCUUGCAGAGACCAUUCAGACACCAUCUGCCUUGCAUGAGAAUGUUCGAGCCGAAGAGGAUGAUUCAGGCUCCGGACAGAAUGCUUCGGAUGCCGAAGUAGAAGAUGCUGCCACAGUCCUCGAGUUUCUUGCCUGGGGACGCUUGAAAGACAGCAAUUUGACUAGUGGUAUUCGCGAACCUCCAAACAUCCACGAAUCAUCAGCAAUACGCACUGAUGCGGAUGUCAUUCAAGGAGUUCAAGCAUGGGGAACCUCUCCGUCUUCAAUCCCUGGAGGGAGCGUGGCUAUGGAAAACCUGCACAUUUCGCAGAUCCAAGAGCUUCUCCCUACUAAGAUGCAAGUAUUUUUACUUUUCGAAUACCAUACGGAUUGGCUCCUGUUCAUGCAUUGCGUUUUCCACGUUCCGACUUUGAGGAAAGAGCUCGAUCAAUUCUACGAUGAUGACCAGGGAGUCAUCAAUAUGACAAGUUCUGGGCUUCAAUGGACGGCACUGCUCUUCGCGAUUAUGUGUGGUAGUAUGGCUUGUGUCAAGCCGCACUUCGUGAGAAACUGGGGCUUCCAUGAAGAGGAGCAAAGUGCCUUAGCAAGACGUUGGUACCAAGCCUCGAUCGAAUGUCUCAAUGCUGCUCGAUACCAGCAGUAUCACAACAUGUAUAGCGUCCAAACAAUUGCCAGUUCUACGAUAUCCGCCCAUGUUCUUGGCUUUUCAAACUCACAGUCUGUUCUUCUUGCAUCUGCAGAGGCAAGCAGCACAGAACGAACGACUUCAGAUAUAGUAUAUAAAGAGCUAGGUCGAAGACUCUGGCAGCAACUGGCUGCCCAAGACUGGUUCUCCGUGCCCUUCUCGGAGACUUAUAUCAUCAAUCCUCUACAGUUCUCCACCAGACCACCCAAACAUUGCGAUGAGGAGACUAUGCAAAGUCUACCCACGUCCCAGCCAUCUAUGACAACCUAUGGAAACUUUUUGUUCCGCGUUGCUUCACUCAUGCCAGCUUUACAAGACCGUUCCUCUCAAGCUAACACACUUGAAGCAAAGUACGAGCAAGUCUUGAUCUUCGACAAAAUGAUGAGGGAACUUGUGAUGACACAGCUGCCAGCUUGUCUGAACAGUCAGACUCAAAUAGAUCCUCUAUGGCCUUCAUGGGUUGGCGUUGCCCGUCGAUGUCUUACCAUUACGUCGGCGCACAAAAUCAUCAUGAUUCAUCGCAGGUUCUUGGGCAUGAGCUUUCGUGAUCAUCGAUAUUCCUUCACUCGCCGGACAUGUCUAGCUGCAGCUAAGACGAUAAUGAACGAGAUGAAGCAGGACGUUCAGGAUGAAAGUCCUAUUUUGUGGACUACACAGGCCUUUUCAGUCGCAGCAGGCAUCAUCCUAUGCUUGGACAAUUUCAAUCGUCACCAGUCGGCGCGUGAGUACGAAGAACACCGACGGCUUGUUAAUGAUGCUAUUGCUAUUCUCUCUCAGAGUGUGUCCAUCAGCUCCAUUGCUGCCCGAGGAACUCGCUUAUUGUCUGACUUGCUAGCCGAGCAAGAAAAGCACACGCAAAGCUCCAACAAUGCCUCAUCACACGCCGAGCGCAUCGAGCAGCAGUCUACUGUUGACAAGGCUGCUAAAAGUUCUAAGAAGAGCCUGAAUGUCGCUGCUUUCGUCAAAAAGUUCUGUGAAAGUGAUGCUCCUACCUCUAGCGGUUCACCCAUUGCGACAUCCCACAUGCCUCUGUGGCUUCAACAGGACAGUUCGAGUCAAUCUUAUCCACAGUCAAGAAGUCGUACAAUGAAUGGAGAUAUGUUUCCGUCUUUCAGUGACAUCGGUCCGUACACAACUUCUCAAAGUAGGCCACCACAGCAAUCUUUUGACGUGCUCGAGUCUACCACUCGUCGUCAAGAUCCUGCAAGCGCCCCCUUCUUCCAGCAUUUGUCGGAUUCUUUCGACUUCCGAAGCUUGAACUGGUUUGACGACCUUAUGGGUUUGGCUCCAUCAAAUUCAAUCUGA
This is a messenger RNA of Mollisia scopiformis, 2376 nucleotides long. RefSeq lists its product as uncharacterized. The record is from RefSeq and is a predicted model, not a curated record. Gene Ontology annotation, biological process: regulation of DNA-templated transcription. Gene Ontology annotation, molecular function: zinc ion binding; DNA-binding transcription factor activity, RNA polymerase II-specific. Bases 1 to 2376 code for a protein of 791 amino acids. Lineage: Eukaryota; Fungi; Ascomycota; Leotiomycetes; Helotiales; Mollisiaceae. The transcript has 3 exons.